Messenger RNA from Trypanosoma rangeli, 2040 nucleotides. Its product is annotated as p22 protein precursor. The record is from RefSeq and is a predicted model, not a curated record. Gene Ontology annotation, cellular component: equatorial microtubule organizing center; spindle pole; centrosome. Gene Ontology annotation, molecular function: microtubule minus-end binding; gamma-tubulin binding. The coding region runs from base 1 to 2040 and encodes 679 amino acids. Lineage: Eukaryota; Euglenozoa; Kinetoplastea; Trypanosomatida; Trypanosomatidae. The transcript has a single exon. Gene Ontology annotation, biological process: meiotic cell cycle; spindle assembly; microtubule nucleation.
AUGGAAGAGUUGCAAUGUAGUCUUCUUGGGUUCUCGUCCACAGCGUUCCCGCUUGCGGUUUUUGCGGCACAGCGGACUGGUGGUGACAAUGGCAGGAAGGAGACGUCUGCCGUUUUGUCGCAGCUGCACCCAUCAGAGCGUGCGUUGAUUGAGGACGCUCUACCGCUUGGGGCAAUGUGCCAUGCCCUGCGUAGUGUGGUGACGGAUAUUGCAGUGGGCCGUACUGAAGGCCUGUAUAUUUCGGCUAUUGGAGCUGCCAUCAGAAGGAUAUUGGAGAACUAUGAGGAUGCCGUGCAGAAUGCAACCACAGCUGCUGCCGUAACUGCGCUCCGCCCCGUGUACUUCCCUGCUUUUACGCUACUGACAGAGAUGAUAGAUCAGCAGAAGAAUACGGAUGUUGUUCUUUCUACUAUUCGUGCUUUUGUGUUGAAUCGUGAGAUUCCACAGGAGUUUAGAGUCUGCCUUGGAGAAUCGGUGUGGAUGGGUCUUCUUUACACAAUUGCGCAUUACAUUGCCCAUGGUGUCGUACUGCACGGCCGAAAAGACUUCUUUAUAUCUGUAAAGUCCAAAGGAGGAAAGGAGGACCACACGUUGCACAGUGAUCUUCUUCCGCAUGUAAUUUCGAUGGAGCUUGGCAUGCUGAUUUUGUCUGUUGGCAAAGAGCGACGUGUAGUGCUCGGUGAAGCUGAGAGUCAUGGGAAGGAGUAUCUUGAGCAACUAGCGUUGGGAACGCAGGAUGAGACUGCAAAUGCUGUUUUUAAGGCGAUUUAUAACCCCUCGCUUUGCAAUGGUGGAUUUUUAGUGGUUGACGAGUUAGAGACACGCAUUGAGGCGGCUCGGGCUUUGUGGUCAAAAACGCUUUGGUUAAAAGUAGGUGAACAAGCAGCCUUACACGAACAUCUUGUUGCCUUGCGUGCUAUGUUUUUAUGUCACCGAGGAGAUCUCUGGCAUGCCUUUGUGGAGGCUGCUUUUCCCAGCCUUGUGGACAGUGCUGUGCGCAAGACCAUCCUGAAGGAGGCUGCUAUUGGACGUGUUGUAGCGGAUGCCCUUAUGCAUGCUUUGAGUGUUACUGGUUUAGCUGAGGCACCUAUUUAUGAACGCUUUAGCAUGUUUAUUGUGCUUCCACUAGAAAUAGGUGAGAGUAAGUUACGUUCUAUCGAAGAAACGGCGCGUACCAUUCUUGGCAACAUGCGAGGCCUUGGGCUUCACUACGUCAUACCUCGUGGUCUUCACUUGGUUUUGUCAGCCAAGGCAUUGGAGUACUACCAAAGGAUUUUUUCGUUUCAUAUUGCCAGGCGAUUUUCUCUGCAUGCGCUUCAUGGUGUUAGAUACGUCUUCUCAGAGGCUUCUAUGACGAACAAACAACCAUCAGCUGAGCUUCGGCGCACCUUUGCCGUGAUGCAAAUGCUGUUGUUUCUUCACACCACAUUAGGAUAUCAUCUGCAAGUGGAUGUAAUUGUGUUGCAAACCGCUGAGCUGGAGAAGUCAUUGGAAAGAUGCAAAAGUGUACAGGAAGCGAAAAAAUGCCUUGACCGUUAUGUGUGGCAUGUUGCAGAGGGUUCUUUUAUAACCGAGGGUUCGGGGUCACUUUUGUUGGCCUGUGAGUCCCUUUUUCAGUGCUCCAUUGCCCUAUAUGUACUUUGUACGCGCUAUCGCUUGACCUCGUGGGCGGUAGAUGGGGCGCAGAUUUCUCUUGAGGUCUCUGCAGCGCUCGCCGCAUUAGAGACGCGGGUGCAGCAAGAUGUCGUGGCUGCGUUUACCGGCCAUCUUUCGGGUUCCGCAGUACGUGCCACGGAGCGGGCCUUGUGGGCGAGGCUUGAUUUUAAUCGCUUUCUCUCCGCUGGCGUGCGCCUAAAAAGCACGACAGAGUUUGCACAACCUACCACAGCGAAGGCGAGAGCAGCAGCGACAGCCGCGGCAGCCAAAGGAGGAGGAGUAGGAAGGGUGGUGGCUUUAGGACAUGGUACAGCUGCAGCUCACGGACGUACGGAUCUUCUGCCACGCGCCGCUUCGGCUUAUAUGAAGGCCACACGUGGGUGA